Molecule: messenger RNA, 3250 nt
Organism: Monodelphis domestica (gray short-tailed opossum)
Lineage: Eukaryota; Metazoa; Chordata; Mammalia; Didelphimorphia; Didelphidae
Gene: SCFD2
Product: sec1 family domain containing 2
Biological process (GO): vesicle-mediated transport
Source: RefSeq, a predicted model, not a curated record
CCGGCGCCCAAAGCCAACGAGUCAGAGGUAGUAGUACCACGUGUACUAUGUGUUGACUGUCACCUACACCACUGGUCAGUUCCUGGACCCGGGGAAUUUGGGAUCACGCUCUAAAUUCCUUCCCCGCCGCGAUGAACACCUUGGACGCGUUGUCUUUUACCCAGCAAGGCUGGGAGCAGGUGUUAGCCAAAGCAAAGCGGGCACUGGUCUACCUGGACGCCGCCUGCGCCGAAAGCCUGCACUGGAGCUGUGGCUCCCGGCGGCUGCUCGAGGCAGUGGGCGGACCUGUGUGUGAUCUGCGGGAGUUUGGACCGCAGGCGGCGGGAGGGGGACCGGAACAGCCCAAAGCCGUGUUUGUGCUGAGCUGUCUGCUCAAGGGCCGGACUGUGGAGACCCUGAGGGAUAUUCUCGGUCGGAGCCAUUUCCAGUACUGUGUAGUGGUCACGGCCGUGGGUCACCCCGCCCACCUUACUGCCAGCCACCUGCCAGCCGGGGCAGUGGCUGAGUUGGAAGGGCAGCAGCCUGUCUUUGAGCAGCUGGAGGAGAAGCUGUGUGAAUGGAUGGGCAACAUGAACUACACGGCCGAGGUAUUGCACGCUCCUCUGCUGCUCGCCCCGGUUGCGCCCCAUCUGGCUUUAACCCCGGCCUUCGCCUCCCUCUUCCCUCUUCUACCCCGAGAUCUGAAGUUCCUGAACAGCGCCCGGCCGGACAAGAGGAAGCUGGGAAGCCUGGCUGAGGUGGACGCCUCUACCUUAACCCCAGAGCUCCUCCUGCAAAUCAGAUGCCUAGUGUCCAGCCUCAGCGCCUUUUGUGAAUAUCUUGGCGUCCGAGAGGAAUGUUUUUCUGUUGGGACCCUCAGCCGCAUCAUCGCUGCAGACCUAGCCAACUAUGCACCUGCCAAAAACAGGAGAAAAGCCGCCGCAGGCAGGGCAUCUGUGGUCUUUGUGGACCGGACUUUGGAUCUUACAGGAGCUGUUGGACAUCAUGGAGACAACUUAGUAGAGAAGAUGAUUUCAUUUCUUCCCAAACUUCCAGGCCACACAAAUGAUGUGAUGGUUAAUAUGGUAGAACUCACUGCACUCCAGAAAAAGGAAGAGAAUUAUACCAUAAUAGCACCUGGCUGCUUAGCCCAAUCCAAUGACACACCAGCCAGAGCCCUCUGGGAGUCUUUACUGACUACCAAGCACAAAGAAGCUCUGAUGGAAGUUAGGAGACACCUGGUGGAAGCAGCCAGUAGAGAGAACCUGCCCAUCAAAAUGAGCAUGGGGCGAGUCACUCCUGGGCAGCUCACCUCCUAUAUCCAGCUUUUUAAGAAAAACUUCAGAGCCAUGGAGAGUCACUGUGGUCUCCUGCAACUUGGACUAGCCACAGUCCAAACUUUGAAGCAUCCCCUGUCGGCCAAGUGGGACAACUUUCUGGCUUUUGAAAGGCUGCUUCUCCAGAGUAUUGGGGAAUCAUCGAUGUCCAGUGUGCUGAAUCAGUUGUUGCCCAUAAUCAAGUCUUUUAGCCAGCGGACCAAUGAUGACUACAACCCAGAAGACCUUUUGAUCUUGCUAGUGUACAUUUAUUCGGUUGUUGGAGAAAUCCCAACUGGCAAAAACUUGGAUGCAGCUGAAGAAAUGGUGAAAGUAGCACUAACCAUGGCUUUCUCUGAAGAACCCAAGUUGUCUCCUUUGCUGCAGAAGAUUUUAGGCUGUGAACCAGAAAUUAACCUGACAUUUCAGAAGGCCAGAAUUGCUGUAGAUGAGCUCUUUGAGUUACUUCAUGAUAUCACUGCAGCCCGAAGUCUCAUGAAACAGUUUAAAUCUGUGUAUAUCCCUGGAAACCACACCCAUCAGGCUACCUAUAAGCCAUUGCUGAAGCAGGUUGUGGAGGAGAUCUUUAAUCCAGAGAGACCAGAUCCUGUUGAUAUUGAACCCAUGUCCUCGGGCCUCACUGACCUUCUUAAAACUGGAUUCAGCAUGUUCAUGAAGGUAAGUCGCCCUCAUCCCAGUGACCAUCCGCUCCUGAUCCUCUUUGUGGUUGGUGGAGUGACAAUCUCAGAGGCCAAAAUGGUGAAGGAUCUUGUUUCUUCUCUGAAGCCAGGAACGCAGGUCAUUGUGCUGUCCACGCGACUCCUAAAACCACUUAACAUUCCGGAGCUGUUAUUUGCGACUGAUCGACUUCAUCCAGACAUUGGCAUCUGAGCCAGAUACAUCAGCUAAGAAGAUAAGCCUUCGUUCCCCAGGCUGGAAAUACCUGUACUAUUGUCUGGCACCAGUUGAGAUAUGUCUCCCAAACUGAGCUACCCUGUUACUAAUUGUAGGUAUAAUUGAAUUGGGCCUGGAGGGCCCUGAUAAGUGCUUUGCUUGGAUUGUACCAGUUUUUAAAAAAAAGAGCAUUUUCUGUUUCUGAAGGUGUCCAGCUGUCAUUCCUCCAACUCCCACCUGAUCGGUGAGAAUUCCCAAUUGUUCUAACCCCCUACCUCUUCGCUCUCUGGUGAUUAGAUUUACCAGCUCUUUAAUCCGAAAGAAAUACUUGUUGGCAGUUAUUAGUGUCGUUCAUCUUCUUUUCAGCCAGUCGGUAGUGCCAAUGGGGACACUGACAUUCCAGGCUUUGGAGAAAGGGAGAAAGGAGGGCUUGCUUUUCUUUGCGAUUAGGAACGGGCUUUCACAAACAGGACCAUUGUGAGUAGGGUUUGGGAAUUGCUCUUCCCUUUUAGCCUGAAACUGAGGAAAAGGGGAUUUGGGGGGUUUAACAAGCAGUACAGUGUAAGCUGGCUUGUCCUCCUAAAGCACCAUGAACUCUACUGGCUGCUCUGGGAGGAGCAGAGUGGCCAUUGAGAUGGAUGGCGACCAAGGUCAAGAUUUGGAUCCCACUUCCUCCCGGGAAGCUUUCCUCCCUGCUUCCAGGGAAGGCUGAGUUGGAAAAUAAUUGGUCCCAAUGGGUAUAUAACCCCUUUGAAGUUUCUGUAUGCCUGACCUUUGCUAAUUCUAAUCUGCACUGAAAUGUAAAGCUUCACUUUGUAAAAAUCUAACUUUUCUUUUCAUCAGAAGCUAACCCUGAAGGCUCCAGGAUGGGUAAUGGAAGAGCUCUAAAAAACAAAUGAGCUCUCUGGCCCAAACACUUUGGUAGAUGGACAAAGGACUCCAUAGUUGCUGGGGAACCUCUGUUAAGUCCCAGAAGAUGUUUGCACUAGUUGAUAAAACUGGAAACAAUAGCUCCUGUGAACUGAUGAGCAGGCUGUAGCAAUAAAAUGAGACCAAACAAA